Messenger RNA from Rhopilema esculentum, 3240 nucleotides. Its product is annotated as zinc phosphodiesterase ELAC protein 2. Gene Ontology annotation, biological process: mitochondrial tRNA 3'-end processing. Gene Ontology annotation, cellular component: mitochondrion. Lineage: Eukaryota; Metazoa; Cnidaria; Scyphozoa; Rhizostomeae; Rhizostomatidae. Gene Ontology annotation, molecular function: 3'-tRNA processing endoribonuclease activity. The record is from RefSeq and is a predicted model, not a curated record.
ACUAGAAAUGAAAGAGAGGUUGCAGGGUAAUUGCAUCAUGGCUGCCAAGUUAAGCAGUCUUCCAAGUGGCAAAGUGUUUCUUCAAAUGCUUAGUUGCGGAAUUGAAGACACGGCUCCAAGUCUAUUUUUGUUUACAGACAGUAAAAGAUAUUUAUUCAAUUGUGGUGAAGGCAUCCAAAGGUUGUUCACAGAACAUAAAUUUAAAGUAGGAAAGCUUGGUACACUUUUUGUGACACAAAAUAAAUGGAGCCAUCUUGGAGGGUUUCUGGGACUCUCCAUGACACUUAGAGAUAUUGGAAGAGAGAACAUCAACAUAUAUGGCCCUUCAGGUUUGCAGAAAGUCAUACAUGGUGCUAGAUAUUUCUUGAAUAAGGAUAAUGUUGACUUCAAAGUGACAGAAUAUUCACAUGAAAACACUGAAACUUUUGAAGAUGAUGAAAUCACAAUUAAGCCUGUCACCAUUUACCCAGAGAAGAACAAAGAUAGGGCAUGCAGUCAUUGGGAUACCAAGUCAAGUGGAGAUGAUAAUGAUGCUAUACAUUCCUUUGUUAUUAAGCCAUCGCUUCUUAACCCGGUUGUCUGUUACAUUGCAAAGCUUAGAGACUAUCCAGGAAAGUUGUUACCAAAAGUAGCUGUUAAGCUUGGUGUACCAAAAGGACCAAUGUUUAGACAGCUGAAAGAUGGGCAAAGUGUUACACUGCCAAGUGGUAAAAUUGUAACUCCAGACGAGGUUAUGGAAGCUCCUAUCCCAGGGCCAGCAUUCCUGAUAAUUGACUGUCCUGCUAGGAAAUACAUUCCAGCAAUCGCAAAGAGCAAAAGUUUUGAAAAAUGUCAGGUUGAAGGCAGUAGCAAAGUGACUAUGGUGGUGCAUAUGGCAGAGAAAGAAGUCAUAAAUGACCAACUGUAUCAGCAAUGGAUGGCAAGGUUUGAUGAGAACACGUAUCACUGCAUCCUAGACAAAAAAGAGCUAAGCAAGUGUCCGUCUGUUUAUUCAACACAGUUCGCAAUGCAAUGUCAGUUGAAUCAAGUCGAUGCAAACAUAUUUCCUUUAAUAGAACAGUGGAGAAAUUCAAAUAGCACUGGUGAGGAUAGUGAAGCUUCUGGUAACAGUAAAAACUUUGGCAUUUAUACGUGCAAAAACCUCUCAAAAUUUAACCUUCGCCCGCAAAGCACUCUUGGAAUAGACCCUUCGGACGAAUUAAAAGCUAUAGAUACGAAGUCAAUUAUACAGGAGGCGAAAUCAGCCUUAUGGGUUGCAGGUUACUAUAAUCGCGAUAACUUUGAUGCUGGAAAUGGUUCUUUUGGCAUUGGUGUAGAAACCAUCGAUGCUGAAAACAGGAAUAUGAAAGAAAAUAUUCACUCGAAACGAGAAAGAGACACUGACGAGAAAAUUUCGGAGGAAAGUAAUGUUGACUGCCCGGCUGCGAAAAUCUGCAAAUGUACUCCAGAGGAUAAUGACUUUCCCUCGAAAAAUAACGAUCAUACCAGGACAGAUAGUUGUCACGAAAGUAAUUGUUCACGGAUAAACCAUAAUUGUAAAUUUCCCAAAAUAGUGAUGCUAGGGACUGGCUCUUCCAUGCCAUCAAAGUAUAGGAAUGUGUCCUCCAUCCUUAUUAACGCAAGUCAACACACAUCUAUGCUGCUCGAUUGCGGAGAAGGCUCUUAUGGUCAAAUGAAAAACCAUUUUGGAAGAGAAGCAGAAGAGAUAUUGAAGAAAUUGCAGUUUGUCUUUAUAUCUCAUCUUCACGCAGACCACCAUUUGGGUCUGAUAAGAAUUUUGAAGCUUCGCUGGAAAAUAAUGGCAAAGGAUGGUGUCCCAUAUACUCCGCCAAUAAUAGCAGGUCCAAGGAAGCUGUCCAUUUGGCUUCAAGAGUAUUCAUCUACCUGUGAAAGUCUGAGAUAUCGAUUUGUUGACUGCAAGAGACUAGCCUGGCAGGUUUCACCAAGCGCCCUGUCAAAGGAGAUCGCUGAAUUCACCAAAGUUAUGAUCGUGCCUGUUGAGCACAACACUGAGGCGUAUGGAAUUGCAAUUACACACAAAGAUGGCUGGAAGAUCACUUACUCAGGAGACACUGUUCCUUGCGAAAGUUUGGUAUACGCAGGAAAAGACUCGACAUUGCUGAUACACGAAGCGACAUUUGAAGAUGGCAUGGAAGAAGAUGCCAAAGAUAAGCACCACAGCACUUGUGGACAAGCUUUAAAUGUAGCAGAGAAAAUGAAAGCGAGAAACGUCCUCUUGACACAUUUCAGUCAGCGGUAUUCAAAAUUACCAGUCAUGAAGAACGAAACACCAGUGGCUGUUGCAUUCGACCAUAUGGAGAUUCAUCCAGAUGAGAUACCAGAGGUUUCAAAGUUGCUGCCCAAAUUGCAAGUGUUAUUUUUGAAUGAAGACAAAAGGUAGCCUGGACUUUUGCAUAGCACUCCAGCAAUUGUCUAGCUCGAUUGCACUUUAAUCUAUCCAAUGUAUUUAUGUUUCUAUGAAGAAUGAUUUUAAAUUGCAAGAUUAGGAUAACUUCAUUGAGUGUUGCUUCUGUGAGAUAUACUGUCAAAGCCUUUAAUAAUGCUUUAAAGCCCAUCUUCAAAGGCGUAGCAAAAUGAACUGAUUUUUUAGAAAUUACUUAACACAAGUGUACAUUUUCUGCAAAGAAAAGCCUCACGUGAAAGCCUUAGUUUUUUGUUUACUGAACCAUAAUUAUACCAAAACAACUGUUGUCAGGGAUAUGUACCUUUUACAUAAACUUAAUGCAAGUUGUUCUGAUUGAGUUGUUCAUUGCGAUGAGAUUAAUGACGUAGAGAUUUUUCAUGAAUAAUGAAACACGCCACCACCUAACGUGAUGAUGGAAUGAGAUUACUCAUGCAUAUUCUUCUUGUUUAUUCAUUAUUUCAUCAAUUGAGCAAUACCGAUAGUUGCUCAAGAAAUUAACCACAAUGUUUAGAAGAAUCCUUUUGCAGCCACGAAUCGGGUUUUCAACACAAGGUAAAAUUAAACCCUAAGGUGCUAACUCUUUACAAGUUGUUUUCACUAAAAACGUUCUAAUAAAACAUUAUUUCAACUUAAAAAGACCUAUAUUUUCUUUUGAAGUGCAGGAAAAGGAUCAGAAAAAUUAUUUAUUACCCUAUUGACAGAAAUUGGAUUUUUCACAAAAAGUAAGGCUAUAGACUUGGCAAAACUGCCAACUUUUUGUAAAUUUUUUUACACUCAAAAACGUUAUAAUAUACGUUAAUUCAACUUAAAAAAAC